UGAGUUUCUAUAUCGGAACCGAUUAAACAUGAAUUUCAUAACGAAAUGAGUAGAGUUGUUGCGGUACGGUAUUUAUGUCAAAACCAUAUUCAGCUGUCAAACGGAGGCCGGUUGAUUCACAUUGAUCUGAGUAUUUGAAAAGAUAUGGGGAGAAAAAAACGUACAAUUGGGCGAGAUGCGGGUGCCAGUAACAUCGAGCUACGAGCGGUCAAAAUGACGCUUUACCAGGUGUUAAAGGAGGAGUACCGGGACCGAUUCAUGGCACGCAUUAAAGAUUGGUGUGAUGCAGCCACGCAUAUUUCAUAUCUGGCAUCAACGCUGUUCCUGUACCAGGCCGAAUCUGCAGUGGAUAGCAAUGACGAAAUAUUCUUUGCCGGAAAUGGGAAUGAGAUCAUUCGUCAAUGUUUUCUCAGUGUUGUGGAUGGCAAUCAUGUUCGUCUGCCCGAUGAAUUCCUCAUGAUGAUUCAGCAGCAUCAGCCGAAUUUGGUAUGGCCGGAGCGAAAUGGCAUGAAUAAUGCAUUCAACUACCUAUACGAGGGGUACCAAACGAAUGUGAAAAACAAUGUACGUAUGUGGUAUGUUACACGAAUGCGAGCCUUUUUGCGUAUGCGAUGCUUUGAGUUUAAUCACGGCCGGUUGCGAUACCGAAAACCAGCAAAUGUCGGCAUUUUCGACGAAACUGACGUGAAGAACACAACAAAGUUUCUCGUCAAUCAGCGCGAUUGGACUCACGGCAAUGCGGACCGAUAUCGGAAAAUGCAGUUUUUGCUGAGCGAAGUGGUACGAAUCGGUGGACCAGCAAACCACAACUUGAAAGAAUUCGUUACCGAAGACUGGUUUGCAUCGCUGCGCAUGUGGAUCAAAAUUCAGCGAAACAUCAGCUAUUUCCACACAACGUACGGCAUUCUGAACAGCGAAUGGGCCAAAUAUAAGAGUGAUCAUGUCACAAACAAGAUGCCACUUGUGUCACGACCGCCAAAAGUUAAGAAUUUCAUCGCAAUUCCCGUUCACGACUUCGAUCUCAAGCACAUUCGCAUCGACGUCACGCUUUUCUUUGAAAUUGCUCGUGGUUUGGGUGCUUUGAAGCAUGCGAUAGGAAAAAGUGGCCGAAAAGUGUGUAUCGAAAAAGAAACUUACAACAAAAAUCCGGCACAGUGGUGGAAACACGUAUUCAACAUGAAGAAAAUCAACAAAAUCGGCGGCCGAAAAAUGAAAUUUGAUUGCUCGAUCAUGACUGAUAGCGUUUCCGUUUCGCUCAUGUACAUCAAAUCGAACCGUACGCUGGAUGCGAAGGAUUUGAAGACAAUUGAGGAUAUGUACCGUGAAGGAAGAUUCGUGUAUGAGCUUGGAAUCGACCCUGGAGUUCGAACAUGGAACGCAACCGUUCGUCGCACCGUUGCAACUGGUGAUGAGGAAAACAUCACGAUUGCUGGUCCAACGUAUCAUUGGAGGGCGAAACGAUCAAAGCGUAGGCAGAAAGAAGAACGAUGGCAGAGGACAUUCAAGGAGCAACAGCAACGCGACCUUCGGUCAUAUCCAGUGGUCCCAUCGCCAAAGUCAAAGGAUGCGUGGAAGAGCUACAUUUGUCAUCGGUUGACUAUGAUGGCACUGGAAAUUGCUGUGUUUGGAACGCGCAAGUACGCUCGCCUCAGUUUCGACAAAUACGUGGAGUCAACUCGAGCCAGCGACAAAAUUGCCGCAUCGUUAACGAACAAAAAGCCAUCAAUGAUUUACUUGGGCGCAGCACAAAUGGCACCGAACUCACCGAUUGGAAACAAAAGACGAUUGCGAUGCCCCGGCACAAGAAAAUUGUUGGCCAGCUUCAAGAAAUUGAACAAUUGCACCGUUCGUUUCGUCGAUGAGUACUUCACAUCGCAGACAUGCGCAAAAUGCUUUGGACGUUUCGAUCCACGAACCAAACGAAAUCGGUUCAAAGUUUGCCGACAGUGCUGGCUGAAUGGGUAUGAUGGUCAAAUAUUGCCAAACAAAAUCGUGACCACAUUAAGUAACCGAGAACUGAAGAAAGAACGCAGAGAGAAGAAACAAGAACGAAUGCAACAGAAUGUCAACAACAAUCAGCCACGUAACGCAGCCAAUCCGACUCGACCAGCUAAAACACGUUUGGUGUCAAAACUUUGCAAAUACUAUAAAUGUCAUUCAAAUGAAGCUGGUGACUUGGAGUGGUAUGCGUCACACAUAAACCAGGAGGUAACCAAUUGGCAUCGUGACGUAGUGGCUGCAAAGUGCAUUCUAUACAAAGGUCGUUGUGAGGUGUUCGGAUACCGCAUUCACCCGAAUCUAUCGAGACCGGUUCAGCACAACGAACAGAACAUCGACAGUGAUUACGAGCACAUCUCCGAAGUUGAGGAUGAUGAAUAAAUUGCAGCAACCACUAGCAGUAGCACCAACUCCAUAUCACUUAAGAAUACAUUUUAAAAAUAAUACUUGUACUAACGAUUUGUUA
Messenger RNA from Sitodiplosis mosellana (orange wheat blossom midge), 2464 nucleotides. RefSeq lists its product as uncharacterized. NCBI's taxonomy places the organism in Eukaryota, Metazoa, Arthropoda, Insecta, Diptera, Cecidomyiidae. The transcript has 4 exons. Bases 145 to 2379 code for a protein of 744 amino acids. The record is from RefSeq and is a predicted model, not a curated record.